This is a messenger RNA of Suillus plorans, 1386 nucleotides long. RefSeq lists its product as uncharacterized. Lineage: Eukaryota; Fungi; Basidiomycota; Agaricomycetes; Boletales; Suillaceae. The transcript is spliced from 4 exons. The record is from RefSeq and is a predicted model, not a curated record. Bases 1 to 1386 code for a protein of 461 amino acids.
AUGUCACGCUUUCAACCGGACGACUCAGAACGCCAUGGCAAUCAUGAAGCUGGUGUGAUCUACCCUUUUCAACCACCUUCAUUCGGAUCUCAUCCACAGACUCUGAAUCGGGAGGUUGAGCAGGCCCGAAACACUCUCCAGGCGGUCACGCAGCAGCAGCUGCUCAACUCGGAGAGUGUUGACAAUACUAAUAACCUGGACUCCCUGAUUCGUACCUUCUCCAACGAUGUUGAGUCCUGUAGAGUGCAUCAGAACGUCACGGUAGUCCACCCGAUCAAACGUGAUUUAAUGACCCACGGAAUUUUCGCCUCCCUCGGACGAUCCAGUCACAACGACUCGCAGCCUGCCCCGGCGGACCAGGAAUCCCCUCUCUACGAUAUCAACCCUUGGCCCGGUCCGCACACAGGUGACCCCAAUCCUAAUCCACAUGCUGAUUCCUUCUACUCUGAACCACUACCACCCCUCCGAUUUGAUCAGGCCAACCUCCCUGCAAAUUCAGUCCCAGCGGUCAACUGGGUAGAAGGUCUAUUUGACCAUCUCCCGUCCGAACCACAGGCCAGCUACCAGGAGGCGGGACCCUCCCGCAGCGUGCCGAAUCCCAAUAUCCCACAACGACUCACAUUCGAUGAUGAGAUAGCACACACGCGCUUAUUGAUUACCCGCGCCUCCUCACGUCUCGUUCAACGUAAUAAGCCUUACGAAAAAACUCGGCCUUUGAUGGGUCCUCCACGCCGUAACCCCAACCACUGGGAAAGUGACGUAUUGGAAGUCAUGAAAUACUCCAUAUUCAAUGGGGUGUUUUUGCCCAAGCCGCACGAACUUGUUGAGAUGGCGCGACAAAGUCUAGAUUUGUCAUCCGAUAACGGCGUCCAAUGGGCUAUGACAGAAGAAGGGCAUGCGGGGGUAAUGAAGAUUUCGGAGGUCCUUGGAAAUAUAAGAGAUAGUAUAAAGGAGCUCACGCGAGCUUGGGUGAUACCGGGAUACCAAAUUCCCCUCUACACCCAGACUGCGCCGAUGAUUCAGCUGUUCGUCGAGGAGCUCGUCAAAGAGUAUAAGUAUCUUAAAGGAGCUAUUAACGUGCAGGGAACGAUGGUUAUCCUACCAUUCGGGCAUCAAGCGAUCAUAAGUUUUAUCAAGCAUUUGUUGUUUCAUGACCGCCAAUACUGGCGAUACAUCAGCCCAACCAAAAAUCUUGGGCCCCUUCUCGCGUACACGAGCACACUCCAUACUUGGGCAUUGGACGAAAUAUCUACUGGACGUUUCUUUCCCAUCGAAUUCGAUGUCAUUGCGAAGCAGUCUACCUACAACGCAUUUGUCCAGCUCUUCGAAACAUUAACUGACGAGGAACGUCAUGCGCUCAACACAUAUAUCAUGGCACAGGCUUGA